AUGUCCGAGUAUCUGUCUGUGGACGCCAGUGGCAGAGCCAGCUCCAGCAAUGUCCACAAACUGAGUGGACAGCCAACGCCGCCGUCGUCGACGUCAACGCUGCUGCUGCAGCAGCGGGAAACAGCGCUGCGUAAGCCACACAAUUUAAAGCGUGAGCCACUGGUAUUCUUCAUCAUGCGCCUGAAUCUGAAAGCUGUGCUGCUGCUGCUCACGGUAGCCGUGAUGGUCAUAACAUUGGGUAUUUAUAUGCGCUGUGCCGCGUUCAGUUUCUCGCCGGAUUUCGUGCGUCAGCUGAGUCGACGGCAGACCUACGACACGCUGGCCAGUUCAGCUGCAGGCCAGGACUUGCUGUCCAGCCCCUUGCAGGACAUUGAAUGCGCCAUCAAUCAGGAAUAUAGCAUACACUGCAAACGGGACGAGAACGCCAACGAGGUCUAUGUGCCCUUCUCGUUUCUGCGGCAGUAUUUCGAUGUCAGUGGAGCUGUCACCACUGGCGGUAGCAGUGGCAGCGAAGCAGCCAAAUUCAAUUGGAUGCACAGCAAUGCAAAGGUGAAUUUGCCCAAGGGCAAAUACGAUCCACGCGGCGUCUUUAUGUAUUUCGAGAACUACAAUGUAGAGGUGCGGGAUCGGGUGAAGUGCAUCAGUGCCGCCGAGGGCGUGCCAGUGAGCACGCAGUGGGAAAAACGUGGCUACUUCUAUCCCACACAGAUUGCACAAUUUGCGCUGGCGCAUUACAGCAAAAAUCUAACGGAACAGACGCCACGCAUCCACAUACUGGAAGAUGCCGAUAGUAAUCAGAUGGAAUGGAACACGCCAAAGACGAGCAACAUGACACGCAUUUGGCAUCACAAAUUCAACACGAGCAUCGUCCAAUUCGAGACAACCAUUGGCUAUGAGAGCGCCAUUAGCAUACAGCUGAAUCAGACGCAGGAUCUGGUUUUGAGUGUGGAUCUGCUGCUGGUCACGAAUAGCAGCAGCCUGAUGGUCACCGUCCUGAACCGGGAUACGAAGCACAGCUACAAUUUGCAUUACCUGGCCGCAGAGCUGUUGCUCAGUGUGCAGGAGUCCAAUAUUUAUUAUGGCUUGGGCGCUGGUUCCCUGAACAAAUGGCGUCACAUUACCAGGGAUUUGCACAUUGAUCUACAGAAGGGCAUUGUCAUGGGCGACAAGCGUUCCCCAUUGAAGGUGCGUCGCAGCGACUUGGAGGUGCUCUCCAUUGCCUUUUUGGGCAUUGGCUUCUACGAUAAUAUUACGCUCUCGACGAGCGAUCACUUGGCUCAUUUCUAUGAUGCAGCCGAAUGGUUUGUGCACAAUCAGGAUAUGAAAACUGGCGGCUGGACGAAUCCAGUGCGUCGAAGUUUGAAUGGAUUUGCGGAGCUGCGUCCCGGCUGGAUAUCGGCCAUGGGCCAAGGGCAUGCCAUCUCAGUGCUGGCACGUGCCUAUUGGCAUUCUGGAGGAGAUAUGCGAUAUUUAAAGGCGGCUUCUUUAGGUCUGCAACCGUAUCGCAUCUACUCGCGGGAUGGCGGUGUCCUGGCUCAGUUUAUGGAUAAAUACUAUUGGUACGAGGAGUAUCCCACAACGCCGGCAUCGUAUGUGCUCAACGGUUUCAUCUACUCACUGCUCGGUCUGUACGAUCUGAACAGCACAGCGCCUGGAAAGAUAGCACGCGAGGCGGGCAAAUUGUUUGCCCAGGGCAUGCAUUCGUUGAAAAAGAUGUUGUUGCUGUACGACACCGGCUCCGGCACCAGCUACGAUCUGCGCCACUUGAGUUUGGGUGUGGCACCAAAUUUGGCACGCUGGGACUAUCAUGCAACGCAUGUGAAUCAGCUGCUGCUGCUGGCGACCAUCGACAGUGAUCCAUUGAUCGCCCAGACUGCCGAGCGCUGGAAGGGCUAUAUGUUUGGCAAGCGGGCCAAGCAUAACUGAGAGCUAAGGAAACUGGCGGCAGUGGUUGCUGCCGCCUCCUGGCAGCCACAUCGCCACCAGGCCGAAAAGCCCAACAAGUGAUAUUUUUUGAAAAGAGAAACCAUUUGAAAUGGUUCAGCCGCAUCCCAAUUUCCAAUUAUCCUUUAAACGCAACGAAUUUGUUUGACCUAAUGUUCAUAUUGUUAUUUUUGGCAUGCUUUCAUAUACGUCCGAAAUAUGUAUUUAAUUUUCUUUUCUUUUAGUUUCGUUCGUUUAGUGCUUAAGGAAUUGUACCUAUCUACUACGUAUAUACCUUGUAUUGCAUAAACAUAAUCAUUAGCUGCUAUUUGCCAUAUACACAUACCUGUAUAGGAUAUGUAUAUGUAUAACUAUUUGUUGAUCUAUGUAGCUUAAUUGUUUCCUAAGUAGUUGCACGCGUAAUUUCACUGGACAAUAUCAGAAACUAAACCUAAACUAU
Molecule: messenger RNA, 2383 nt
Organism: Drosophila mojavensis
Lineage: Eukaryota; Metazoa; Arthropoda; Insecta; Diptera; Drosophilidae
Gene: Hsepi
Product: D-glucuronyl C5-epimerase B
Exons: 3
Coding region: 1-1926 (641 amino acids)
Biological process (GO): heparan sulfate proteoglycan biosynthetic process
Cellular component (GO): Golgi apparatus
Molecular function (GO): heparosan-N-sulfate-glucuronate 5-epimerase activity
Source: RefSeq, a predicted model, not a curated record